CGGACUUCGGAAGCAAAACGUGGUCUGGUCCGUUAUUUAUAUCUGUAUUCUAUAACUCUACUUCUACAGAGCACAGAAUAUAGACCUACACACGAUUCAUCUUCAAUCACAAUGCCCAACGUCCUAAUCACCGGCAGUGCUCGCGGCCUCGGCCUCGAGAUGGUCAAGCGGUUCUCGUCGCAAGGAGAUUUUGUCAUCGCCACAUCUCGAAAGCCCAGUCCCGGGAUCAAGGAAGUCGUUGAGCAGUCGAAUGGUCGUGUCGUGUUUGUUCCGCUUGAGGUCACUGAUGACUCCAGUGUUGCCCAGUCCGUCAAGGAGGUCCAGUCGAUUCUGGGCCAGUCGGGUCUGGACAUCCUCGUCAACUGUGCGGGAGUUAUUGCGGAUUUAGAUGGCAAGGUGGCGCAGAUGGAUGAUCUUGCAUGGCAUAUGUCUGUGAACGUGACAGGCGUGCACAAUGUCACCCGCGCAUACCUUCCUCUGAUGCAGAGCGGACAAGUAAAGAAGGUUAUUAACAUCUCGAGCGCCCUUGGAUCCAUCACGAACGCCCCGCACAUGACCUUCUCUGCUACCCCGGCCUACAAAAUCAGCAAAGCGGCUCUCAAUGCGUUGACGGUGCAAUAUGCCUUGUCCUACCAAGAUGAGGGCUUUACUUUCGUCGCACUGUGUCCUGGCUGGGUUAAAACCGACAUGGGCAGCGAAAAAGCCCAUCUCACAGUUGACGAAGGGGUAAACGGUAUUAUGGAGGUCAUCAACUCUGUCGAGCAGGAAGAUAACGGCAAGUUCAAGAACACUUAUCACGCCGGAUGGGACUUUUACGAUGGCAAGGGAAUUCCUUUCUAAGCAUUUUCUAUUUGUGUUCGGGGAUCCGAACUGUUCCGGAAGGUGGGCCGUCGGCAGUUUGGUUGGGACGAAGGAUUCUGUCAAUCAAUAAUUGCUUAUCAACUUCUCUACUAUUGUGUCGGAAAUCAUUCUACGUAUAUUAGAGAGAAUGUCACAGGGGUAUUUCAUUGGGGAUAUCUUAUCUGCCGUAAGCCCACUUACUACCUUUUCCAACAUAUUGGAUUUCAGUGGGGUGAUUUAGACUUACUCGGUUCUAGUGCGAUCGAUGUCAUUCGAGAAAGGUCUUUGCCCUUCAAUUUUUCUGGUCCAAUUAAUGUUCUUGGCUUAUACAGCCGUAGGUCAAAUGCGAUAGACAGAAAUACUGUGCGAAUUGCGCGGACGCCGGCGUCGAAUGCCAACGGGCUCGGCCGGGAAGGUCAAGGAAAAGACC
Aspergillus ruber CBS 135680 is the source of this 1270-nucleotide messenger RNA. RefSeq names its product SDR family oxidoreductase. Lineage: Eukaryota; Fungi; Ascomycota; Eurotiomycetes; Eurotiales; Aspergillaceae. The transcript has 4 exons. The coding region runs from base 112 to 840 and encodes 242 amino acids. The record is from RefSeq and is a predicted model, not a curated record.